AUGAGUCAUCCGGAUAAUAAUGCAAGUGCUAAUGUUAAUUCUACUGAGAAUAAUGAAAUCAAGAUAGAUGAUCAUGCGCCAUUAUGGAAGUAUGUUAAAAUGCUUGACAAGUUAGGAAAAGGAGGAGGAAAUACUAUGUUUGAAUGCAAUUAUUGUCAUAAUACUUACAAAGGCUCCUACUCUAGAGUCAAGUUUCAUUUGUUGAAAAUGUCGGGUAACGGGAUUGCACCUUGCAAAAAGGUUACUAAUGAAGUUUUGGAAGAAAUGAAAAAACUUAUGAGAGAAUGUGAACACCGGUUGAAAAGUGCAGCUCCAAGACAAGUGUCUUUGCCUAAUACUGGUUCUUUACUUUGUUCUUCUGUGUAUAAUGUUGAGCAAAAGAAGAGAAAGGGAAUGAAUGGGCCCCUUGAUAGAGCUUUUCAAAAUGAGGCUAGAGAACAAUGUGAUGCUGAAGUUGCAAGGAUGUUUUAUACAGGUGGAUUGUCCUUCCACCUGGCAAGGAAUCCACAUUAUCGAAACUCCUAUUUUCGUGCUUCUAAACUUCCAGGAUAUGUUCCACCAAGUUACAAUGCACUAAGAACUACUCUUUUGCAACAAGAGAAGAGGCACAUUGAGCGAUGUUUACAUCCAAUUAAGAGUACAUGGAGCACUAAAGGUGUAAGUGUGUGUAGUGAUGAGUGGACAGAUUCACAAAGAAGACCACUUAUUAACAUUAUGGCAACUUGUGAGAACAGGCCUAUGUUCUUGAAGGGAAUUAAUUGUGAUGGAGAGUACAAGGACAAACAUUGUAUUGCCAACUUUCUUAUCGAUGUCAUUAAGGAAAUUGGUUAUCAAAAUGUAGUUCAAGUAAUCACUGACAAUGCGCCAGUUUGUAGAUCUGCUGGAUUACUUGUUGAGGCUAGAUAUCCCAAUAUCUUUUUGACACCAUGCGUGGUUCACACUUUUAAUCUUGCUUUGAAGAGCAUAUGUUCACCAAAACAAAAUGACGAUUGGUAUGAUAAAUGUAGUUGGAUUUCAGAGAUUGCUGCUGAUGUUGGGUUCAUAAAAAAUUUUAUUGUGAACCAUAAUAUGAGAUUGACUAUGUAUAAGGACCACUGCAAAUUGAAGCUGCUCUCCAUUGCUGAAACAAGGUUUGCGUCUACACUUGUGAUGAUUAGAAGAUUUAAGGAAGUAAAGGAAGGUCUAGAACAAAUGGUGAUUAGUCCAAACUGGUCUUUAUAUAAAGAGGAUGAUGUUGGCAAAGCAAGAGCAGUGAAGGAAAAGAUAUUGGAUGAAUACUUUUGGGAUGAGAUUGAUUAUAUACUUUCCUUUACAGCUUCUAUAUAUGAGAUGAUUAGGAUGGCUGACACCGAUAAACCUUCUCUUCAUUUGGUUUAUGAGUGGUGGGAUACCAUGAUAGAGAAUGUGAAGUCAGCUAUCUAUAGGAAAGAGCACAAGCAACUGCAUGAACAAAACGACUUUUUUGAUGUGGUGUAUCAAAUUAUACUGGAGCGAUGGACUAAGAGUAGCACACCACUCCAUUGUUUGGCACAUUCUUUAAAUCCUAAGUUUUAUAGUCCAGAAUGGCUGCAAGAGGAUCCUAGUCGUGUUACUCCACACCAAGAUGCCGAGAUUACAAGGGAAAGAAAAAAAUGUCUUGAGAAAUACUUUUCAGAUGACCGGGCUAGAAGAGAUAUCAAUUUGGAGUAUGCCUCCUUUUCAAUGUGCUUAGAUGACUUUGGAGCUAUUGAUGCUAUGAAUGAUAGGUUUCACAUGGAACCAAUGGUGUGGUGGAUUGUUUAUGGAUCUUCAACACCAAAUCUCCAAUCCAUAGCUUUGAAGCUACUUGGACAACCUUUUUUUGGAGAUUUGCCGUAUCCCCGUGUCGUGUCGUAUCGUAUCGCCGUAUCCGUAUCCGUGUCCAUGCUUCUUAGCUUACAACUUGAUGUCAGGACAUUAGGAACUGGGGAUUUUUUGGCUUGUUGUAUGGCAUUGCUAGCUCUGUAUGAACCCAGGGGGCGUUUAGCGAAAGUUCUACAACUGGUGGCUUUUGUGCUAUGGAGAAUUUGGAAGUGUCGAAAUGCCUUGGUCUUCACUGGGGUCUUGGUACAACCCUGUGAUGCGGUGGCCGUGUUGUUGAAACAGGUGGAUGAGUUCAAUGAGGUGCAUGCGGUGGAGCAGACACAACUGCAACAGCGGGGUGUGCCUUCUGGUUCUGUUGGUGAGGCUGGAUCUGCCUGGUCUUUCCCUCCUCUGGGUUUCGUCAAGCUUAAUUGUGAUGGGCCAUGGGAGGCUCAAACAGGAAAAGGAGGGGUGGGGUGGGUGCUCAGAGAUGGAAUAGGCUGUUUUAUUAGUGCGGGGGGUUAUGGGGACGUGCGCUGUGUCUCUGCGUUAAUGGCGGAGGCAGAGGCAGUGGAAUCUGACUCACUUAGCUUGAUCAAAAUGCUCAAUAAGAAGGGUGCGGUGGAUUUGGAGAUUGAAGGUAUUCUAUUUGAUAUUCAAUGCUUGACUCAACAUGCUGACCAAGUGGACUUUUUGUAUGCUCCAAGGAUUUGUAACCAAGCUGCUCACAAAGUGGCAACUCAUGUUUCUCGUACUGGUGGCAGGCAUAGCUGGGAUAUUGUGUGUCCUGAAUGGCUGUUUAAUUGCCUUGCCCAUGAUGUAAACUGUUCUAUUCGCAUCUAA
Molecule: messenger RNA, 2664 nt
Organism: Prunus armeniaca (apricot)
Lineage: Eukaryota; Viridiplantae; Streptophyta; Magnoliopsida; Rosales; Rosaceae
Source: the annotation of a GenBank genome assembly